Molecule: messenger RNA, 2916 nt
Organism: Suillus fuscotomentosus
Lineage: Eukaryota; Fungi; Basidiomycota; Agaricomycetes; Boletales; Suillaceae
Product: Golgi transport complex subunit 5-domain-containing protein
Exons: 15
Coding region: 218-2731 (837 amino acids)
Biological process (GO): intra-Golgi vesicle-mediated transport
Cellular component (GO): COG complex
Source: RefSeq, a predicted model, not a curated record
CUAUUCGAAUCGGUGUUCACUACUUUGGUCAUCGUUCUUAGUCAGCUUCUACUCCUUGUGCUCGUACCAUGAACAUAUUGAUCUAACGGAGUCAGAUCUAAAUUUAAACUAUUCGUACAGUACUUUCGAGUCGUGUUCAAACACUAACGUUGUCUUCAGGAUUGUUAAAAUCUUGUUUGCGCAGUAUUUGAAUGCGCUCGUCUUGAUCCAUAUCUCGAUGAUGGACUACUCAUCGUUUGUGAUUGACGAUUUUGAUAUCAAUGAUUACGCCAACGCCAUUCUUGCUGGCGAGCCGUAUCCACAGCACCAAACGCAAUUCGCAAAGCCCCGAACGGGGGCGGCCUCCAAGGACGAUAUAUCGGUCACAAUAUCCAAGCUGGACUCGAGCAUCGAGAAUGUUGGAAAGCAAAUAAAAAGCCUGGUUACUACUCACCAUGAAGAGUUGCUUCACCGAGCGGUGGAGAUCAAUAACCUCUCAGGAUCGCUGACUUCGGUUCGACGUGGCUUGGACGACGUCGAUGCUUCCUUGGAGAAACUUCGCGAGAAAAUUCGUGUUCCAUACCGAACCUUGGAAACGAGCGCCAUUAGGCUUCAACGCACCCGUCAAGCCUCAGAUGCGUUGCGACGUAUUUCACGUUUCAUCGUGCUUUCACGACGUCUGGAUACUCAAAUGACCGAGUUCGCUGCAUUCGACAAGCCGAGCACCGCUGAAAGGAAACUCGACAAUUCAAGCCGCCUAUUCGCAGAUCAGCAAGACGACAAGGAGCGCAUUAUUGCCAAAGCGGCGUUGACAAUAGCAGAGCUAGGCGCCUUGUUGGAUGGACCUGAAGAUACUGGGGAUACCCUCAAGAAUUGCUUGCCAGAAACUGGCCAUAGGACUACCCCAACAAUGGAUGCACUGGUCCCCCUUCGAUCUGUGAAGGCGACAGUAGCUCACGUACCAUUUAUCGAAGAAGCGCGAUGCAAGGUCACGCGUGAGAUGGAAUCCAUGAUCAUAACCGGUCUCUCCAGUUUGGACCAAUCACUAUUGGCAUCCUCGUUACAGACAGCGCACAACUUAUGCGUACUCCCAACGCUCGUACAAGCUUUGUCAAAAGAUCUUUGUGACGCCGUCGAGGAACGGAUACGAAGUACAUUUGAUCUCUCAUGUAUUUCAAAGGAAAUUGUUUCGAAGGAAAAUAUACCUUCGUCUCAAGGCCUUUCAUAUAAGUCGCGUGUACGAACAGAACCAACAAACAUCACGGCACCACAAUGGACAGGUGCGCUUUGGGCCCGCCUCGAGUCUCUCGUCGAGGAGAUGGCGGCUUGCUGCAUCAAGGUGUAUACGCUUGAGAAGGCCCUCAAAUUGAAGAAGGAUCCGGUCACCCAAAGAUCGUUCAUUGCCGAUGUAAUGAAGGUCCUAGAGAACAAACCUACUUCUACAUUCUGGACUUCGGUAGGACGCUCUCUCGAGAAGUAUGUUCGUGAUGCUGCCAAAGGAUCAAUUUUCCUUCAACAGACUCUCAGCGCUGGUUACCCCAAACUCUUACGUAUCUUCCACAAAUUGUUUGCUAAAAUUGCAGUGCAUACUGACACAGUCUAUACCCAAUCUCAGCAAUCACCAGAAACUAUUCUCGUCCUCCGCGCUCUCUCUACAUUCGAGGAUCUCUACCUCUCUCGUUCAGCAACCCGUUUGAAUGAAUCCGUAUCCCAGGCUUUUGCUGGUGGUUCUCGCGCACCUCCAGGCUCUAACGAAGGAGUCACAAUUGCGCGGGUGGUGAUGAAUGAGCUUGAUUCUGCUAGGUUCGAUCCUUUGUUAAUACUUGCGGUGGCGAGAAACGUCAGCGCAGCUCUCGAUGGUGUGGUGAUGAGGGCCGAGGGCCUGAUCUCUUCAGAUCGCUUAGCGGUCACACUUCUUGGGCCGAUGGCGACUCCACAACAAGUCUUGAAUGGUCAGGUUGCGACGUGCCUUUAUUAUUGCUGGACGAAUUUGGAGAAGGUAGCUGAAGAACAUACCGAGAGCGCUGCCACGCUUGUAAAAGCUGGUGUAAAGAAACUGCACCUCACGUACGACAGUAUUAUUGACCCGCUCCUGACAGCGAUCCGAAGGGAGCUCGCUUCCAUCAUCUCGAGGCUUCAUAGGGUUGACCUGCAGAAGGCCACGAACCCGAUGGCAGGCAUGGCAGGGCCAAGCAUGUACAUGAAAGACCUCGCUGAUAAACUCAACUACGUCAAGACUCAGAUCUUUACUAAUUUUACAAGUGAUAUGACCCAGCCCUGGGUGCUCUCUAUCGUAAGAUAUGUCAUCCGAAACUUUGUGCUCCACGCCAGUAUCGCGAAACCGUUGGGGGAAAGCGGGAAGCUGCAGCUCACAACAGAUAUGACGGAGCUCGAAUUUGCGUUGGGCGCGUUCCUUGGGCCCUCAAGCAAGCGUGGUCUUGAAGCGGUGGGGGAGGAGUACAAAAUGCUUAGAGCCAUGCGACCCCUCCUUUUCAUUGACACAACUUCACUUGCAGGUCCAGCACACACUGUGAACCUGCCUCCACUCGCAGUGCUGCACCAUAUUCUGGUACGGUCCCCACUGCCGAUGCCGCAUAUAACCCAUGGAUGGCAGGAAGCGGAGUAUGUGCGAUGGACGGAAGAACAUAGACAAGAGGAUGCAUGGGGACUGGUUGAGGCUGCGCUGGUUGGGAAGGAGGGAGAGUUUGUAGAGCUUGCAAGGAAGGUACUGAGGCAAGCGAGGGGUGAGUGAGGCUCGGGACAGGGUGCUCAGCGCUCAGCGCUUGCUCCCGUUUAUUCCAGCUAUUUCUAAAUCGAUACCCACCCAUCAUCUUUGUUUAGUUUUGGAGCGAAGCAAACAACCGCCUCCCCGCCUACCUCGAUUGCGAUGUCACAUAUUUCUAAAUUCGAGCAUGUUGUGCUACAAAAUCCACUCUG